Molecule: messenger RNA, 156 nt
Organism: Parastagonospora nodorum SN15
Lineage: Eukaryota; Fungi; Ascomycota; Dothideomycetes; Pleosporales; Phaeosphaeriaceae
Exons: 5
Coding region: 1-156 (51 amino acids)
Source: RefSeq, a predicted model, not a curated record
AUGGUUUUGCUAUUCGUGAUACUAGAAUCCAAGGACUUCGCUUCCCUAAGCUUGUACUUAUGUCGUCUGCGUAUAUAUCCAGGCUUCCCUAAGCUUGUACUUAUGUCGAGCAUGUCCGGAGCGGGCACCAGUUCUGCUGCUGCUUGGUGGGAGUGA